UUUUGCCUAGUGUUGGCUACCACAAAUUAUAUACAUACAUUUAGCCCUACAUUUACUGAGGCCACGAAACAGUGUUUCCGUCACGCAUUAUGUGCCGACCCUACAUAAAUCCAUUUAUACAAUAUAGCACAGGGUCAUUUUAAUCCGGAUCAUUUUGAUCUUCUCGCGAAAGCAGCUCUGAUUCACCCCAUUCCCCUUCCAUGAGAUAUUAAGUUCUAUGGUACCGACAGAGUUUCUUACCGGUUUGUAAAAUGCACCACCAGUCGCCGUCGUGUACCAAUGCUCAUGUCAUUCUUUGAAAACUGUCGAGGGCUCUCUCGUUCUUUCUCCGAGCCUUUUUUAAUUCAUGACUGGGUUACUUGCGUUCUGCAUAGUCUUUUUAAUCCUCUACUGUUUCUUCACCCGAGUGGUACCGAGGCUCCUGGCGUGGAUAGUGAAACGUCGUUAUAAAAUUCACCUAAGAGUGGGCCACAUAUCCGUACCCUAUUUUAUCUUCCGUGAUGUCAACGUAACGAAAAACGGCUUUACACUGCAAAUCGAGGAGAUAAGCAUACGCAGCAGCUUACUUAGCAGCGACGUGGCGAAAUUGUUGGCUGUCGUUAUGAGGGACGUCAGGAUAAAUAAGGACGUCCCGGUCGGCCCGACGUGUAAGAUGAAGCAGAGCAACGAGCUGUUAGAUUUUAGAAACAAGAAAAUACCUCCGAUCAUAAUCAAAUGCGUUCAGUUUACAGCUGUGCACGUGGAGAACAUAAGUCUACUGGCUCUCGGCAACGGCUGGCUGGCAAAUGGGAAUGCGGAGAGUCUGAGCCUGGACGGCAGUAUCGUGCACGGUGCACGCACUCUGUUAGCGUCCGCCUCUAUCGUCGGUGGGACCAUGAAAUUGCUGCGGCACGCCUCCGACGCGUGUCUCUCUCAAAUAACGUUCGCCGGGACGAUAGAAGCCACGUUUAAGGCUCAGGGAGAACUUUCAGUCGAGACACUGUGCAUUGGAGUGACGCAAACUGAAGGUUCCGGCGGUGCGGGUCUCAUUCAGUUCCUGAAAGACAGGAGUUCGCUUAAUGCCACAGCUUGCACAUGCACCAACGUACAUAACAACUCGUCCAAUAACUUGAUGGCUAGAAUAGCACCCGUCUUGCCAAAGGAUUUCACAUUGAAAGUCGGCAAUUCGUUGAUAAUAGCUGGUAGAGAGGAUAGCAGUAUGGUAGGCUUGGAGGGUACCUUGAAGAGUCUUCAGGUCCACGCCAAGUUUCAAGCUAACAGGACGCGAUUGAAUUUCACCGCGGGCCUAGACGGCUUGUGUGUCCGCGGGAAGCUUCCCAUUUUGACUCUACACUCGCUGUCGAUCGAUACGAAGAUGGAGGAGAACGCUUUGUGCGUCGACGUACAGCUGAAUAAUCUUUCGGCGCUGUACGACCACAGAGACUGGGAGUUGUUGCUGUACAGCAAUGAAAACGACAACUCGAAGCCUGUCAGCGGUAUGUCGUUGAAGGACAGACUGCCGAACUUGGAGAUAACGUUAAACGCCGAGCUGUACGAUUCCUCGUUGAACGUAAAAUUGCCAGACGUGCAGGAGGCAUAUUGCGGCGUCGCGCACAUGAAAUUUGCCUUGAAUUCGUGCGCAGACAAAGCCAAGAAUCUAAACACGGAAUUAGUCGUCGAGUCGUUAUACUGCGCGUUGAACGGGGCGAAUGGCAGCAUCUCCGAAACUUCUCACCAAUGGGGUACCCCGCUCUCCAUCGGGGUGUUGCUGGCGACAACUCGUAGCAACGCUAUAGGAAUCGCAGUCGAUGCUCUCAUAACGGAAUGGAGCUUGGAGCUCGCGAAAUUUCUCGAGCAAGCUUACAAGUGCUACAAAAGGUAUCGGCAACCGAUAGUGAAGAAGGAAGACAUAAUAUCGCGCAAUUCUAUUCAAUUGAACCUCAAAGUGACAAACUGCAAUCUGUUCUUUAUCGCGGAGAAUGAGCUAUCCAUAAUGAUGCGCUUGGACGUGGCGACUGUGGAGCAAAGCGCAAAGCGGUUUGUAGGCGUGGCGGAAGGUAUGAGCGCGAUUACUCUCAACAAAAACGAGCCGAUUAUGUGCCAGCACGCGCAAGCCUUGACGCAUCCCUUUCUGGCGAUACGAAAGUGCAAAGCUGCGAUUAAUUCCGACGCUGUGAACAUCAGUCUCGACGGCACUAAUCUAGCGUGGAGUCCUAACUUGCAUCUUCGCCUGUUGCAAUUCUGGGUGGAGUCUGAGGACUUUAGGUCUAUCGUCAGGAAAGAGAUGAGCACGACUCGUAUCGAAGAAGUGCAAAAGAAGAAACGCGUCUUGGACCUUCUGGCCACAGGUGGAAUUACUGUCUCCAUAGAUAUUUCCACUAAACACUUUUUAAUACUGACGUCCGAUCAGCUGCGUUGGUCGCAGGGCGAAUGGAGACUCACCUACGUCCGAGUCACUCUGGAUAUGGCCGAUGUGAUUAUGAUCGAAGGUUUCGAAUUGAUUAGAAUAGCCGAUAACGCGGAAGUGCGAGCGGAGAGGCAGAGCAACGAGGGUUUCGUGCUAGAUUGGAACGAGUGUUGGGCGCUGAACGUGGACUCCAUCAAGAUUUGCUUUCCGUACGAGCAUCAGUUUACAAACGCGAUACAGAAUGAACUGCUCAGCAUCAGGAGGUGGCUGAAGGAAAUCCAUUCCUCGAGCAUACCUAAACAAGAGUCGCUACCUUGCGAUCUGAUCAUCAAGAUCAAGGAGUGGACGUUCGAGCUGAGCGACGAUCCGUUUGAGGUGCGUUUGCGCGACAAUUACGAGCUGCUCGAGGACGAGUACAAAGAGAGCUUGAAGCGGCAGGCGAUGCUGGAUGCCAAGGUACAGGAGCUUUGCCGCGCGCACCUGCUGCUGCCGCAGGGAAAGGUUGAGGAAUUGUACGCCAGCUUGAAUAAGAAGAACGCGGAAAUCUACGUGCAGAGGUGGAAGCAGAUGCAACGGGCGGGCCCGGCGAGGACUCGAUUGUUCGCAUGGACCAUGUUGGACCUGGAGGUAUUGAUUCUGGCCGAUCCGUCCGUCAACGGCACGGAGAGGGCGGUGCGAGCGCUCCGGGAGAUGGACUCGGAGACGCCGUGGCCCGAGGACGGUCUGGAAUUCAACGCCGUGUGGGUCCGCGGAAUCAGCCUGAAAUGCGCCGAGUGGAAGCUCCAGCUUCGCGACUUCCCGCAGCCGCUGCUCCUGGUGGAGAAUCUGAAUGUGUGGGGCAGACUAGCCGGGGCGGAAGCUCUGGCGCCGCCGCGGGCGAAGCGGACCGUGAGGAUCGAGAUCGGCGCCCCGUGGGAGGAUAUCGUAGUGGAGAGAGGAAUGACGUCUCUCAAGUAUUAUCACGAUCUCAAUUGGGACAUCGACAAGUUCAGAUACGCGUUCGGUCCGUGUUGGGAGCCAGUUAUAGCACAGUGUAAUCUCAGCUUCGAGAAGAUCCUCCAUCCGUCGCGGGACCCGAGCCCGCCGUUGCCGUUCUGGGACAAGAUGCGACUGGCCCUUCACGGCAGACUGACGCUCUGUGUGAAACAGCUGACGGUGCUGUUGCACGGCUCCCUGGACCCGUACAACACCACAGAAGAGAUGGAGCUCACGUGGACCGGGCUGGAACUCGACUGGACGCAGGGGAAGAUUAUUAUCAAAGGCGACCUCGACGUGUACGUGCGUACAGCCAGUAAAUACGACGAUUGCCGGUUACUGCACUUGCCCAACGUUAGAUUGAGCGUUAAACUGGCGUGGGUGUGCCUGGGCGAUCCGCGCGAUCAUCACGCCGCUAUACCUUGCGCCCCGGACCGAUUGCCCGAGUACUCGAGCAAUCAAGAGCACGACUCGUUCAGGGCGUUUCGCUCUCAGAACCUGAACGUCAGCCUCUCGUUGGAGACCAAGCCGACUGGCUCGCCCACGUUGACCAGCGCGCCAACGGCUCUGCUCUACGGCAGCACGCUGCGGUGGUUCGAGAAUCUCAAGUUCAUUCUGUCGGGCGCGACGAGGCCCACGAGGAAAGGGCCGCUGUUCAAGAACAUUCGACCCAGGAAGAAGCAGCUCAGCAGGCACUACAGGAAAGUCCGGCUGACCCUGGCCUUCCAUCGCUUCCACGUCAACUACUGGAUGUCGUUCGCCAUGCAGCGAGGCUUCGAGGUGACCGGUGGCCGGGUCGCCUGCAGCUCGGAGCACAAUCUCGCGCUACAUCCGAUCGACGACGGGCUGAUCCAUCGGCCGCGGGCGGAAUGGUCCAUCGUGUACAUGAACUGCGAGCUGAGCGACGCCGAGAUCUGGCUGAAGAGCGCCCUGCAGGAGGAUGAGGUGGAGAGCGCGUCUCUGCGCCAGCCGGUCGAAAAGUGCUACUGCCUGAGCGUGGCGCGCGUCAGCUACGGCAGGGAGGCGAUGGUGGUCGGGGUGAGCGGCGACACGCCGAUUCACCGGCUGGUCGUGCACGACCUGCGCGGCGCCUGGACCAAGACCAACCGCGACGUCGCCUUCGCCCUCUUCGACUCCUUCAUCACGACCCAGCAGCUGAAGAAGAAUCUGUCGACCGCGGCGCUCAAGGGUUUCCACAGGGACAACAGUUCGACGCUCAAUCCGCACAAAAAUCGUGCCGCCGCACGGCCAAACGUGGUCGAUCAGCAGGGCAACUCCACGCAGGUCGUCACGCCGUCGCCCUCCGUCAAGCCGCAACAAGGCGAGGCGGCGGGGAUGCUGCAGCAGCUGAUAGCGGAGGCCGCGAAUAAACCCGUCGCCUUCAGCGACGAUCUGUCGGUACAAACCAGGGGACAGCAACUGCGCGGGCUGGCGGCGUGUCACCAGGACGACGUUCUGCACAAGAACUGGCUGAUUGCUCUGGUAAACAGCCAGGUGCUGUUGAAAGGCAUCGAGACACGCGGUUACGUGAUCCUCUCGGCGGCCAAAGCGGAAAUAUUGCAGAGGGUUCAUCGUCCGGUUUGGAAGGAGCGAUCUCUCGUCCCGAAGACGACUUGGGUCGGCUCGUUGGAGUGCAUGCAGUACUACGCCACUGUGAGCGCAAACAUCGACGACAAUAUCGACGACAACAUUAUGUGGCUGACAUUGGAUAACAUACAAGAGAAAGACUCCACCAUCAUAGCCGGCCUGCCGGACGUCCCGGCUCUGGUGGGAUCUGGUCAGAGUGUCGGCGGUGUGGUCACUCAGACGGUGGGAGGCGGUGGCGGCCCUCAGCAUCAAUUGCAACGCAUAGUGUCCCGGUGCAAGUGUGAAUUUUUUUACGUCGGUUACGGCCAGACCUUGGACGUGGGCUCCGUGGAUCUGGUGCCGGUUCCGCCUGGAGAAGAGGUCAGCCCGUGGGAGAGAAAGGACCUGACCGCGGCCGACGCGUUCACCUUGAUGCACCACGAUCUGGACGUGUGCACCAAUUCGUUGCAAUACGCAAUGAUCCUGGACGUAGUUAAUAAUUUGCUGCUGUAUGUGGAACCGAGGCGAAAGGAGGCCUCGGAGAGGUUGCAGAGGAUGAGGUUUCAGCUGCAGCUGCACUCGGUCGAGGACCAGAAGAGGCCGAUACAGCAAUUGCAGAACACAGUGCGCGGCUUGGUGGCGAAGCUGAGGCGGUUGGAACGCGAGACGUACCUGGUGCAAAAAGCUCUCGCCGACGAGUCCAAUCCGGAGUUGUUGACGGAGAUGGAACGUCUGGAGGCGAGCGUGUUCGAGUGCAAGGAGCAGCUUGGCGCCAAGGCGGAAGAAUUGGACGUGAUGCUGAGUUGUUACAAGGAAACCACCGCGCCAGCGGCCGCGUCUACCACGCUCAAGGACAAGCCGGCCGCGGUGGCCAGGGUAGCUGAGAUUUGCUUCAAACACGCGCAGUGGAGGCUGACGGAUGCGGACGGUCAGUUGGGCAUCGCCGAUCUCAUUCUAACAAAUUUUCUUUACACGAAGACCAGCAAGACCGACGACUCGGUGGAGCAUCUGCUGGAGCUGGGGUACGUCCGGAUGACGAAUUUAUUGCCGAAUCAGAUUUACACGGAGGUACUGGUGCCCACGGAACUACAGAGUAACAUGCCUGUAGACCGGCAGAGAGCACUUCGAGUCUUCUGCAGGGAGAAGGCGCCGGUGGCGGGGAUUUCCGUGAAGGAACACUUUGAGAUCAACGUGGUACCUCUUACGAUAGGUUUGACGAAAAAGUUUUUCAAUACUAUGCUCAAGUUUUGUUUCCCCGAGAGAGAUCCGGAAGGCAUAGAGGAAACUCCAGCGCCACAACGUGAUUCGUCCUUUUACGUACCUAUCGAGAGAAGAGACGACGUGGAGAAGAUGAAAGAAAGAGCGGACAAGAACAAAUUAUUCAUAUAUAUUAAGAUACCGGAAGUACCUGUUCGCGUGUCGUAUAAGGGAAACAAGGAGAAAAACCUCGAAGACGUGCGUGACUUCGCGCUGGUCAUACCGACUCUGGAAUACCAUAACGUGACGUGGACAUGGCUCGAUCUGCUUCUAGCCAUGAAGAGCGAUUCCCGGCGUGUGAUAUUGAGCCAAGCGAUUAAACAGAAGUUGCAAAUAAAACCGAGAGGGCCGCCCGAAGAAUCCGCGCCGCAGGAAGAAGAUAAGGCCCGCCUUUUAUUAGGGACCAGACAUCUUCCUGGAGACGCGAGAAAGAAAAGCGUGUUUAAAUUUAAAUAAGUAAUUUAUACAACUGAC
This is a messenger RNA of Vollenhovia emeryi, 6658 nucleotides long. RefSeq names its product UPF0378 protein KIAA0100 (gene hob). NCBI's taxonomy places the organism in Eukaryota, Metazoa, Arthropoda, Insecta, Hymenoptera, Formicidae. The transcript is spliced from 16 exons. The record is from RefSeq and is a predicted model, not a curated record. Bases 347 to 6640 code for a protein of 2097 amino acids.